AUGGGGGGGAAGCUCCCAGCGAGCCAGCAGGCCCUGCUCAACCAGGGAAAGGAGGAUGAGACGGAAAUAUUUGGCUACAAGACCCACGGCUUCCGGAGGGCCUUGUGCAUUGCUGGGUACAUCCUGUCCUGCGGAGUUCUCCUCCUCGUCUUCUACUGGAAGCCGGCCUGGGACGUGUGGGCCAACUGCGUGCCGUGUGACUUGGAAGACGCGGACGUCGUGUUGCUCCGAGCCACGGAUGAGUUUCAAAGGUACACAAGGAAGAAGGUGAUCUGGAUUGACUUGUCGAAACUUUUGGAUGAAGACAAACUGAGUCACAUCUUUAGCGCUGACAAAGAAUGUGUCAUAUCCAAAGCCAUAAUGAAGCCACAUUUGAAAGUGAGAUACAUCUGGGUACAAAAAAUCCGCUACGUAUGGGACGUCUCUGCAAAACAGUUCCACAGAAUUGGGUCACUGGAGGACAGCAACACGUGUUAUGAGAUCCAUCACAAGUUUGGUGACGGGCUGACCACGCAAGAUCAGGAUUUCCGGAGGUUAGUUUGUGGACCAAACGCCAUUGAAGUGGAGAUUCGCCCAUUCUGGAAACUGCUUUUUAAAGAGAUCCUGAACCCUUUCUACGUCUUCCAAGCCUUCACCCUGACGCUGUGGCUCUGCCAAGGCUACAUCGAAUACUCAGUCGCCAUCAUCAUCCUGUCGGUCAUCUCCAUCGGCCUCACCGUGUAUGACCUGCGGCAGCAAUCUGUCAAGCUGCACAACCUGGUGAAAGAACACAACAACGUGCAAGUCACAGCCUGGAUUAAACAUGAAGGUCGCCGUCAGAUGGAGUCUUCUUCCCUGGUGCCAGGAGACAUCAUCCUCUUGGAAGGCCAGAAGCUCUCCCUGCCCUGCGACGCCAUCCUGCUGGAUGGGAGCUGCAUCAUCAACGAGGGGAUGCUGACAGGCGAAAGCGUCCCUGUGACGAAGACCGCCCUGCCCCACACGGAGAACACCCUUCCCUGGAAGACCCACAGUGUGGAGGACUACCGGCGGCAUGUCCUCUUCUGCGGCACGGAAGUCAUCCAGACGAGGCAAACCAGCAAUGGGGCCCCCAGAGCAGUCGUGUUGCAGACGGGCUUUAACACAGCUAAGGGAGACCUGGUGAGGUCCAUCCUUUACCCAAAGCCCCUGAACUUCAAGAUCUACCGAGACGCCUUCAAGUUCAUCUUGGGCCUGGCUGUGAUCGCUGUGCUGGGCCUGGUCUACGCCGUUUAUGUUUAUACCAAGCACAAGCAAUCCGGAGCAGACACCUUGGCCAUGGCGCUCCUCCUCUUCACGGUCCCCGUGCCCCCAGCCCUCCCUGCCGCCCUGACCACGGGCAUCGUUUAUGCCCAGCGGAGGCUGAAAAAGAAGAGGAUUUUCUGCAUCAGCCCGCAGAGGAUCAACAUCUGUGGGCAAAUCAAUCUGGUGUGCUUUGACAAGACUGGCACCCUGACGGAAGACGGCCUGGACCUCUGGGGCGCCGUCCCUUGCCAAGGAGGCAGCUUCCAGAAGGCCCACAGCUUUUCCUCCGGCCGGCCUCUGCCCUGGGGGCCUCUCUGCCGCGCCAUGGCCGCCUGCCACUCCCUGCUGGUCCUGGAAGGGAAGAUCCAGGGAGACCCGUUGGACCUGAAGAUGUUUGAAGGCACCGGCUGGGAAAUGGAAGAGGCCAGUCCACAGGGCAGUAAAACCAGCAGGGCAGAUGAGCAUACAGUUAUCAAGCCAGGACCUUCCGCUUCCCAGGCCUCCGUGGAAGGGAUCGUGAUCUUGCACCAGUUUCCUUUCUCCUCCUCUCUCCAGAGGAUGUCAGUCAUUGUGCAGGAGCUCGGGAGGGACUCGUACGACCUCUGCAUGAAAGGAGCCCCAGAGAUGGUGGCCAACUUUUGCACAGCAAAGAGCGUUCCAAGGAACUUCCCCACGGAGCUCCAAUUCUACACAUCGCAAGGCUUCCGAGUCAUCGCGCUGGCCCACAAGGCGCUCACCAUGGGCAGGGGCACCGACCUGGAUGGCUUGGAAAGGGAGGAGGUGGAGUCCGGCCUGACCUUCCUGGGCCUUCUUGUCAUGGAGAACCGGCUGAAGAGCGAGACCAGACCCGUCCUAGAGGAGCUCACGGCUGCCUGCAUCCGGAGCGUCAUGGUCACAGGUGACAACCUCCAGACAGCCAUCACCGUCGCUAAGAACUCCGGGAUGAUUUCCAGUAGCAGCAGAGUGAUCCUUGUGGAAGCCAGUGAGCCGGAGGGAUCCACCCCAGCAUCCAUUGCCUGGCAGCUGAUGGAGGACAAGCAUCCAUGCCCUGGAGAAGGGAAAGAUCUGUCCAUCACCCUCGAGGGCAAGGCCGAGCUUGGUGGGCCGGGCACCGAGUUCCACUUUGCCUUGCAUGGGAAAUCUUAUCAGGUCCUCGUCAAAUACUUCAGCAGUUUGGUACCAAAGGUACUUUUGAAUGGCACUGUGUUUGCCAGGAUGUCUCCAGGGCAGAAAUCCAGCCUUGUGGAAGAAUUUCAGAAGCUAAAUUACUACGUGGGGAUGUGUGGAGAUGGAGCCAAUGAUUGCGGGGCUUUGAAAAUGGCCCACGCCGGGAUCUCCCUUUCUGAGCAGGAGGCCUCGGUGGCUUCGCCCUUCACUUCCCAGACCCCCAACAUCCAGUGCGUCCCGGAAAUGAUAAGAGAAGGCCGUGCUGCCCUCGUCUCCUCCUUUGCUGUGUUUAAAUAUCUGACCCUUUACGCCCUGAUUCAGUUCGUGGGAACGUCUCUGCUUUAUUGGCAACUCCAGAUCCUGGGGAAUUACCAGUACCUCAUUCAAGACGUCUGCAUCACCCUCGUCGUCUGCCUCACGAUGAGCUUGACCCACGCCUACCCUACACUGGCCCCUUAUCGCCCCUCCGGACAGCUCCUCUCUCCGCCGCUGCUGCUCUCAGUGGUCCUCAAUGUUUGCUUCACCCUCGUUGUGCAGGUCUGCGGCUUCCUGUUUGUGAAGCAGCAGCCCUGGUACUCGGAGACCCGCAGUCACAGGUAG
Messenger RNA from Euleptes europaea (tarantolino), 3027 nucleotides. RefSeq names its product probable cation-transporting ATPase 13A5. Bases 1 to 3027 code for a protein of 1008 amino acids. Gene Ontology annotation, biological process: intracellular calcium ion homeostasis; polyamine transmembrane transport. The record is from RefSeq and is a predicted model, not a curated record. NCBI's taxonomy places the organism in Eukaryota, Metazoa, Chordata, Lepidosauria, Squamata, Sphaerodactylidae. The transcript is spliced from 26 exons. Gene Ontology annotation, cellular component: late endosome membrane. Gene Ontology annotation, molecular function: ATPase-coupled monoatomic cation transmembrane transporter activity; P-type ion transporter activity; ATP hydrolysis activity.